Messenger RNA from Dioszegia hungarica, 1761 nucleotides. RefSeq lists its product as uncharacterized. The coding region runs from base 1 to 1761 and encodes 586 amino acids. Lineage: Eukaryota; Fungi; Basidiomycota; Tremellomycetes; Tremellales; Bulleribasidiaceae. The record is from RefSeq and is a predicted model, not a curated record. The transcript is spliced from 8 exons.
AUGUCUACUGUCAACUUCCCCGCUUACGAGCUCGACACCGUUCCCCUCGCGCCUCAUUCUGCCCCACACACUCACGAGUGCCCCGAUGAUCUCGAGGCUCAGAACGAUCGCGGCCACGGCCAAAAAACAACCAGGGGGAGCAAUGACCCUUCGAGAGCCACAAAGGUCACGAUGUCCAUCCUCCUUGGCGUCGCGGGUCUGGCGAUGGUCUGCGGUCUGGAUCAAGCGCUCUCUCCCACCCACGGAUCCAGCGGAUCCAAUACCAUCGCGUACACUAUCUCAACCUCACAAGUUGCAUCGGUGACGACGGACUGGCCGGGUGGGGCGGCGACGGCAGACUUGCCGACUCCUUCGUUGCUCACCAGCGGCGGGUCUCUUGGGACGGUGGCGCCUCCUACAGCCACAGGCGCUUUCACAGGCAGUGAGGAGGGAGGCGCACUCUCGACCGCGACCCAAAGGCCCCUCACGGCCAAUCGGAGCAGCAGCGGAGGGGCCUUCACUACCCUCGCCCCAGGCGUCGCUUUUGGGAACGAUGACCUCUCCAGCAAGCUCUCUCAGCUGUCCGCAGCAGGCGAGUCGGCUUCCGCCAUUGCAGAGCAAUCGACUGGUGCUCCUCUCAUACGUUUCAUCCCUUUGCGCGGUACAGAAGUCAAAGGACUGAGCCGCCCAGGGGGUGUAGGGGCCAAGUAUAACGGAACUAAGCACCACUUAUCCGUGACCCAAAUCCUGCAAAACAAUGUCCAGAGACAGGCCAUCGGCGGUCGUGGCGGACAAGACCACCUCAAACGUCGAGGCUCAAAACGAGGACCGUGCCAAAACGUAUCUCGGUCUGACAAAGCGUCAGAUCGGGUACAUCGCUCUCGGCGUCACCUGCCUCCUACUAGCCGGAGGGAUGGUAUAUGUGUUCACUACGUAUGGGGACAAGUCGGGAGGCUCGGAAGAGUGGCGAGCGGUAAAGAACACGCCCGUACUAGCCUAGGCGAGAGAUCGUGGUCCAGGAUGCAUGCAGGGUGGCGAAUUCCGAUGAAGUUGUUCCGAGUACGAGGCUCGCGCUUGUCAGGCGACGAGAGGUUGGAUACUACUGCACACGUAGGGCGGGGUUCUCUAAUUUCGCUGGGCUGUGACCCCUGUGUAUGUGUCGCUGUCUCCCAGAGUCCCAUACCCCCUUUAUCUUUGACCUUCAUCCUCAGUCCCGGCAUACAUAACAUCAAGACUAUCAUCGGCCGCUCCACGCACGCACGCAUACACCACACCAUCACAAAUCCAGUCCCUCCCAUACCUGUGAGGAUGCGCUCUAGUACCUAUCAGGCGUGCAAUCCGUUCGAAAUGGAUACUCUACCACUGACAGUGAACGCCGCGCCGAUUGACGGCGCCACACCGAGCACCCGCGGCGGUGAACACACCGAUUCAGACCCGCAUCCGGUCGACCUGGAAAGCCAGGUACUGGCUGCGGCGGACGUCGCCACAACUACAAGCAAUUACGACGGCCGUACUCGAUUCACCGUCCGCAAGUGCGCCAUCGUCUCGCUAUUGGCAGCCGCAGGGAUUUCCUUCACGAUCGUCGCGGGAGCAGGUUUGGUUGGGAGUUUCACCCCUCGCACAGAUGCCCCAGCUUCGGAUCGAUCUGCGCAUCCAAGUACAAACGCCGUCGCUGCGUGGUCGACGCCCACCCCAGGUCUGGUUGCGAAUACUGGCUACGCCGAUGCCAUCUGUCGCGCUUGGCUCCGGCGAGCAAAGUGGUUGAACAGCUACGCGAAGUAG